AUGGAAGCUCAAAGUGCUGGUACAGACAGUGGGAAUACCUCACUUGCAGUUGAUAUGGAAGCUCAAAGUGAUGGUGCAGACAGAAGGAAUACCCCACUUGCAGUAGAUAUGGAAGCUCAAAGUGAUGGUGCAGACAGUGGGAAUAUCCCACUUGCAGUAGAUAUGGCAGCUCAAAGUGAUGGUGCAGACAGUGGGAAUAUCCCACUUGCAGUAGAUAUGGCAGCUCAAAGUGAUGGUGCAGACAGUGGGAAUAUCCCACUUGCAGUAGAUAUGGCAGCUCAAAGUGAUGGUGCAGACAGUGGGAAUACCCCACUUGCAGUUGAUAUGGCAGCUCAAAGUGCUGGUGCAGUCAAUGAGAAAUGCCCACUUGCAGUAGAUAUGGCAGCUCAAAGUGAUGGUGCAGACAGUGGGAAUAUCCCACUUGCAGUAGAUAUGGCAGCUCAAAGUGAUGGUGCAGACAGUGGGAAUACCCCACUUGCAGUUGAUAUGGCAGCUCAAAGUGCUGGUGCAGUCAAUGAGAAAUGCCCACUUGCAGUAGAUAUGGCAGCUCAAAGUGCUGGUGCAGACAGUGGCAAUACCCCACUUGCAGUAGGUAUGGCAGCUCAAAAUGCUGGUGCAGACAGUGAGAAGACCCCACUUGUAGUAGAUAUGGCAGCUCAAAAUGCUGGUGCAGACAGUGAGAAGACCCCACUUGUAGUAGAUAUGGCAGCACAAAAUGCUGUUGCAGACGGUGGGAAUAGCCCACUUGCAGUAGAUAUGGCAGCUCAAAGUGAUGGUGCAGACAGUGGGAAAUCUCCACUUGAAGUAGAUAUGGCAGCUCAAAGUGAUGGUGCAGACAGUGGGAUGGCCCCACUUGCAGUAGAUAUGGCAGCUCAAAAUGCUGUUGCAGACGGUGGGGAUAGCCCACUUGCAGUAGAUAUGGCAGCUCAAAGUGCUGGUGCAGACAGUGGAAAAUAUUCACUUGAAGUAGAUAUGGCAGCUCAAAAUGCUGGUGCAGGCAGUGAGAAGACCCCACUUGUAGUAGAUAUGGCAGCACAAAAUGCUGUUGCAGACGGUGGGAAUAGCCCACUUGCAGUAGAUAUGGCAGCUCAAAGUGAUGGUGCAGACAGUGGGAAAUCUCCACUUGAAGUAGAUAUGGCAGCUCAAAGUGCUGGUACAGACAGUGGGAAUACCCCACUUGCAGUAGGUAUGGCAGCUCAAAAUGCUGAUGCAGACAGUGGGAAAUCUCCACUUGCAGUAGAUAUGACAGUUCAAAGUGCUGGUGCAGACAGUGGGAAAUCUGAACACCUGUUGGAAGAGAGCAUUGAUUCUUCUGACCAAUUUUCAGAGAGUGGAAAUUCAUGUGCCGAAUUUACACAGAGUACAGAUAAAGACAGUUGUAAUUCAUCUGUAGAAAGUGUUUCACAUACUGAUGUAUCUGCCAAGGCGUUUGAAGAUAUAAGUCUAUCUUCUUCAAAAACAUCUCUCCAAAGCAUAUCACCUGCCAAGAAACAUGGUUUGUUCUGCAGGGCAAGAAAAUGCCUCCGUCUAUCAUGUAUAUCAACAACAAAGUCUCGCACACCAGACACCCGGGAAAUAUUUGCAGAAAGCUCCAAUUCACACAAAGCUGAUCAACCAAUUAAAAAUAAGAAUCAACGUAAAUCACCUUCUCUCAAGAAGCGUAUUCAUCGUUUCUUCAAAAAAUCUAGGACAAGUGUAUCACUAGAAGAAUCUGUUGAAAACAAUGUAGAAAGUACUACUGACUCAGUGACACUAUAA
Messenger RNA from Saccoglossus kowalevskii, 1758 nucleotides. RefSeq names its product dentin sialophosphoprotein-like. The record is from RefSeq and is a predicted model, not a curated record. Lineage: Eukaryota; Metazoa; Hemichordata; Enteropneusta; Harrimaniidae.